Molecule: messenger RNA, 1599 nt
Organism: Eruca vesicaria subsp. sativa (arugula)
Lineage: Eukaryota; Viridiplantae; Streptophyta; Magnoliopsida; Brassicales; Brassicaceae
Source: the annotation of a GenBank genome assembly
AUGUCCACCUACAAGCUCAAUCACACUGAUUCAUUUGGAAAUGGAGAUGCAAACGGUCUGCGCUCAAACCAAGAAAAUGGUUUCAGUGGUUUGUCUUCACUUGCUCAGUCAGAGAAAGCUGUUCAGGAGCUUCUUAUUCAGCAGACUCCUAUGCAGGCUAAUGAUGAUCAUCUCAUUGAGUUCUCAGAGGCUUUGAGAACUGUUGCAAAGGCUCUAAGAGGAUCUUCUGAAGGAAAGGCGUUAGCUCAAGCUGAAGCUGCUGAAUGGAAGAGAAGAUAUGAGUUGGAGAGGUCCAAGAACCUUGAGUUGCUUCAUAAAGCACCGUUGAAUGGAGUGUGUGCUGAUGAAUCUAAUAGCAACGGGAAGAUGGAUCAUUUAGCCAAGUCUCCGAGGGUUCAUGUCCAGGAGAAUGGGAAACCAGGAAGGUGUUCCUUGGAGCGUAUAUGCGCUCAUGAAGUGCUCCAAAAUUGUGAACCUAACAGUCCUAAUGGCUGUAUCAACAAAUUGAAGCGAAAGGCAUCAUUUAAGCUUUCAUGGGGAUGCAAGGGGCAGGUUAAUGAUCAGCACAAGAAAGAUAUUGUCUCGUUUGAGAGUGGGAAUAUCACUACAGCAGACCGCAGUAGUAAACAGAUUUCACUGACAUGGGAGAGCAAUCCACAAACUGUUAUUAUCUUCACUAAACCUAAUUCAACUUCUGUCCGAGUUCUUUCUGUGGAGAUGGUCAGAUGGUUGAGAGAUCAUAAAGGGCUAAAUGUUUACGUGGAACCACGAGUCAAGGCAGAACUUUUAUCUGAAUCAAGUUCCUUCGACUUUGUACAAACUUGGGAAGAUGACAAAGAAAUCUCACUUCUACACCCAAAAGUUGACCUUGUCAUAACUCUUGGUGGGGAUGGUACAGUUCUAUGGGCAGCAUCGAUGUUUAAAGGACCAGUGCCUCCAAUUGUUCCAUUUUCCAUGGGAUCUCUAGGAUUCAUGACUCCUUUCCACAGCGAACAAUACCGAGAUUGUCUUGAAUCAAUUUUGAGGGGACCAAUCAGUAUAACACUACGACACAGGCUGCAGUGUCACAUCAUCAGGGAUAAAGCAAGGCAUGACUACGAGACAGAGGAGAACAUGCUUGUUCUCAAUGAAGUCACCAUCGACCGUGGCAUAUCUUCUUACCUCACAAACCUUGAAUGCUACUGCGACAACUCUUUUGUCACAUGUGUGCAAGGCGAUGGACUAAUCCUAUCUACAACAUCUGGCAGCACCGCUUACUCACUAGCAGCUGGUGGAUCCAUGGUCCAUCCACAGGUUCCUGGGAUCUUGUUCACACCAAUCUGUCCGCAUUCUCUGUCUUUCCGCCCACUUAUAUUACCGGACCAUGUGACAGUGAGAGUGCAGGUGCCAUUUAACAGCAGAAGCUCUGCGUGGGUGUCGUUUGAUGGGAAAGGACGGAAACAACUUGAAGCAGGGGAUGCACUAGUUUGUAGCAUGGCACCUUGGCCUGUCUCAACAGCUUGCCAAGUCGAAUCCACUCAUGACUUCCUUCGCAGCAUCCACGACGGUCUUCACUGGAACCUAAGAAAGACUCAAUCUUCUGACGGCCCCCCUCAGUGA